AAACAAACAAACAAACAAACCUCUCUCUCUCUGCUCGAUCGUUGAAGCUGAAAGAAGAACCUGAAAGAUGGGGAAGGACGCAAAAGCUGGUGGGAAGGGUAAGGGAAAGCAAGCCAGUGGCAGUGAUGAAGCUCCCUCCAAGGGCAAAGGCAAAUCAGGAAAAGCUGCUGAUGGUCUAGGAACAUGCACCUAUGUUAAAGCGAGACAUGUUCUGUGCGAAAAGCAAGGAAAGAUCAACGAGGCCUACAAAAAGUUGCAGGAUGGUUGGUUGAGCAACGGAGACAAGGUUCCUCCUGCUGAGUUUGCCAAGAUUGCAGCAGAGUACUCGGAGUGCCCGUCAGGGAAAAAAGGAGGAGAUCUUGGUUGGUUCCCAAGGGGUAAGAUGGCAGGUCCCUUCCAAGAUGUUGCCUUCAACACUCCUGUUGGUGUCACUAGUGCACCUUUCAAAUCUACGCACGGAUACCAUAUCAUCUUGUCGGAAGGAAGGAAGAACUGAAGAUUACAUCUCUGCUCUGGCUCUGCUCCAAUGGAAGUGACUUGCUAGUUGUUGAUGUAACCUAUAUAUAAAAAUAUAUCACAGCCUAAUUUGUUUUCUGGCCAAUAUGUUUGCUACAAAUCUUCUUUGUUGUUUUGAAUAAUGAAUUUCUUAAGGCUAUGAUACAUUUCGGUGUUGGUUUCUGUAUAGCUAAGACCUCAUUUCUGAAAUCUCAUAAGCUAUAUUGUAUGAUGUAGCUGGAGUCUUUUGUU
Eruca vesicaria subsp. sativa (arugula) is the source of this 747-nucleotide messenger RNA. The record is from the annotation of a GenBank genome assembly. NCBI's taxonomy places the organism in Eukaryota, Viridiplantae, Streptophyta, Magnoliopsida, Brassicales, Brassicaceae.